ACAGUGUUCCUCCACCAUGGACUUUUCGAUUAUCAAUUUUAGUACGUAGUUAUGGCCAUUUGAUUUGAUUUUCGCAUCUUUUAAAGUCAUGGAUGCGCAUAUACGGAACAGACUCGGGAAGUAUAAACAUGCAGAUCUCUGUCAUAACGAUGUUAGGAGGGCACUACACCAAUAUUCCUGCUUAAUACCAAACCUGCAAAACUUUACGCACAAUGAUGGGAGAGAAGUUGAAUUACUUGCCCUAGAUGGAACUCUCCCUGUUAUGAUUAGAGGUGUCACAUACAACAUUCCAGUGUGUGUCUGGCUGCAGGAGAACCAUCCUUAUGUUCCCCCUCUGGUAUUUGUCAAACCAACAAGCACAAUGGCUAUCAAAGCAUCUCAAUAUGUGGAUACCAGUGGAAAAGUUUACCAUCCUUUUCUACACGAGUGGAGCCAUCCUAAAUCUGAUCUUGCUGCCCUGCUUCAGAUUCUCUGUGGUGUUUUUGCACAGCAAUCACCAGUUUAUGCAAAAAAUACACCAACACCACUACAACCCACUCAUUACAACAUGCCACAACAGCCACAUUACCCCCCUCAGUAUGGUGGUUAUUCCCCCAAUCCAGGGGCAAUGCCGCCAUACCCUGUAGGAGGAUCUCCAAGAAUGCCAGUGCCGCAACACAUGCCUAUGCCAGGGAGCAGCCCAGGUAGACCAAGUGGCAGCAGACCUCCAUUUCCCCCUUAUCCCCCUGCAGGUGGGUCCAAUAUGGGACCAUCCAAUCCCCCUUACCCUGUAACCAAUCAUGCAAGGUAUCCCCCUAGUACACAACCUUCUUAUCAUGGUCCAGCUGCAAGUAUUCCACCUGUCACUCAGGCUAAUUUGGUGACAACUGAAAACUCAACUGCAAUGAGCAGCACUUUAAAGGAUGAGGAAAUUAAGCUAUCACUACGGUCUGCACUUGAAGACAAAAUAAGAAGAAGUACAAGGGCAUUGUUUCAGCAAGCACAGAUUGAAUUAGAUGAGUUGAACCGAACCCAGGACGAGUUAAAACGAGGAAGUGAAAAACUACGAGAUAUUCUUCAGAAACUGGAAAGAGAACAGGCGGACGUGGACAACGACAUCAAAUUGUUGACACAAAAAAAUGAAGAGAUUUCUGAGGUUGUCAACAAGUUAGAAUCUAAUUCUGAAAACCUUGAAAUUGACGAAGCAGUAGUGACGACAGCUCCUCUUUACAAUCAAAUUCUCAAUCUGUUUGCGGAGGAGAAUGCAGUAGAGGAUACGAUAUAUUAUCUCAGUGAAUCUCUGCGUAAAGAAGCUAUAGAUUUAGAAGUUUUUCUUAAGCACGUAAGGACAUUAUCAAGGAAACAGUUUAUGUUGCGAGCCCUUCUACAUAAGGCAAGAAAAACAGCCGGAUUAACGGAAGUAGUGGGAUAAAGUGUAACGCGUCUAUAUAGAUAUUUAGCUGUGUAAUCUCUGAAUUUGCCCGCCUAAGGGAGUUACGAAAGGUUUUUCUUCUUUUUUUUUUGUUUUUUUGUUUUCCUUUUAGGUAGAGUAAUUAUUUUAGAUCGCCUUUAGCGGAAAGAGAUUAUUCCACAACAGAAGAAUAUUUUAUAGUGAAGUUUCGGUUAUUAUCUCACAAACCAAAUAUUUCGAACAACCGCUACUGAGGCCUGUAUGCAGCUCGUGAAAUUAUGAACCAAAAAUUUCGCAAAAGUGGAAGGAUACCUCACGUGCAGCUCAAUAGUACUACAGUAGAUGAUCGUGGAACUGUUAUUUCGUUUGGCUCCGACGAAAUAGGUUUAUUCUGCUUGUGUAAUGACUUGGACCACGUUUUCAGUCGAAUCUUCGAUGUUUUUAGAUAUGAUUUUUGCCAUGUAUAUGUGACUGAAAAGAUGUUUGUAAAGCUAUUAAGAUAAUACUGUACCCAUUAAAUGACAAAAAUUGGA
Molecule: messenger RNA, 1923 nt
Organism: Stylophora pistillata
Lineage: Eukaryota; Metazoa; Cnidaria; Anthozoa; Scleractinia; Pocilloporidae
Product: tumor susceptibility gene 101 protein
Biological process (GO): endosome to lysosome transport; protein modification process; protein transport
Cellular component (GO): ESCRT I complex
Molecular function (GO): ubiquitin binding
Source: RefSeq, a predicted model, not a curated record